Malassezia restricta is the source of this 600-nucleotide messenger RNA. Its product is annotated as SAP domain ribonucleoprotein. The record is from RefSeq and is a predicted model, not a curated record. The transcript is spliced from 2 exons. The coding region runs from base 1 to 600 and encodes 199 amino acids. Gene Ontology annotation, biological process: poly(A)+ mRNA export from nucleus. Gene Ontology annotation, cellular component: nucleus. NCBI's taxonomy places the organism in Eukaryota, Fungi, Basidiomycota, Malasseziomycetes, Malasseziales, Malasseziaceae.
AUGGAAGCGAAGCUUCAGACAUUCAAAGUCGCUGAACUGAAAGAUCUGUUGUUGAGAGCGAACCUUUCGACUUCCGGCAACAAGCCUGAUCUGAUCAAGCGCCUGUUGGAAAACCCAGAAGCGACCAAGUCGCUCGAGGCAUCUGUCGGCGAAGCUGCUCCACAGCCUGCCGAACCGCCCAAGCAGGACACACCAGCACCUGCGGCAGAGCCCACUCGUGAUCCUGCCCCGCAGAACGCUGAGCCUGUCGCAUCUGGCAAGCCAUCCGAGACAGAGCGCAAGAAUGCACUCUUAGCUGAGUUGGAGAAGCGCAAGGCCCGCGCUAUCCGGUUCGGCCAGCCAUAUGAAGAUGUUGAAAAGCAAAUUCUGCGAAUUCAAAAGUUUGGCAUAGAAGAGGAUGCGCAUACGAAUCGACUCGACACGGAGCUCAAGAAAGACCAUGGAAAGCGCGGUGCGCCGGUCAAGCCAGCGCCGGCGGCCUCUGCCGAGCCAGAAGUGGAUCCUGAAGAACUUGAGCGGAGAAAGCGCCGUGCUGAGCGCUUUGGACUGGUGCCUAAUGAAACCAAAGAGCACGCUGAGAAAAAGAAGCGCGUCGCAUAG